This is a messenger RNA of Closterium sp. NIES-67, 1730 nucleotides long. NCBI's taxonomy places the organism in Eukaryota, Viridiplantae, Streptophyta, Zygnematophyceae, Desmidiales, Closteriaceae. The record is from the annotation of a GenBank genome assembly.
GUCGGAUCGGAUGCACCAUCCUAGCAGCUGCAGCAGCUCCACCGUCAGAUGCAAAGGGCUCCUAGGAACCGUCACAGGUCGCUUAGUUUAGGGGUCCUCGUUUUUCCGUUCGUUUCUCUGUUCGUUUUUCCGAGGACAGACGUGACGAUCGUCUGAACCGGAGUCCUUGAGAUCUCACUACUCGCACUGGCUUCUCUGACGGGAGCUCGCUGAUUUCGCUAGGAACUAUCCUAGCUGUUCGCUGCUAGGACCUAUCCUAGCGAAAACGGCUCAUCUGUAGCAAAACAGCUUGUGAAUCUUCGUGGCGCUUCAGCCUUAUUGAGCCAAUUAUCUCUUACGAAAUUCCGAAAUUGACUUUUACUCCAGGCUUUGAAUUGCCGGGUUCCUUCAACUGCCCGUUACGGAGCUGCGCUGCUGGAGCGAAAAGGGCCUGCUUUUCGUUAAGAUCCGUCUACUGGCGCUAACCGUUAAAGCCUUAAGGCGCCUCGAAGAACGCUGCCCGUCUACAGGCGCUACCCGUUUCGAGCGCUCCAUCUAGCGGCGGUACCCGUUUGAGCUGCAAGGUGCAUUGAAGAGCGCCACGCAAUAGCGUGGAUGACGUGGAUCGUGGAUUCGUUGGUCGGCCUGCCGACACCGCUGCUGGCGCUACUGGGAUGCGCGCUCGUCGCUCUCCUCUGGAUCCUAGUCCUCGUUGCCUCACGGCUCGUUCUGUUGGACGUGGGAAUCAGUGGCUCGGAGCGCGAGGCACUGUUCAUGGAGGACCCCAACUCCAUUGACAAGGUGCCUCUGCCUUCGGUGUAUGCACCGGCGGAGAAGUACUUGACUGUAGUGUGCCCUGCUUAUAACGAGGAGGGCAGAAUCGCCGCCACGCUUGAUGAAACCAUCAGCUAUCUGCAGGAAAGGUCAGCAAAGGACGCUUCUUUCACCUACGAGGUCCUAGUGGUGGACGACGGCAGCACUGACAACACGGUGGCAGUGGUAUUUGACUUUAUCAAGCGCCUUGGGAUUGACCGAGUGCGAGUGGUGAAGCAGAGGGUGAACCGAGGAAAAGGGGCGGCUGUCAGGAAGGGCGCGCUCUGCUCUCGGGGCGAGCUCAUUCUCUUUGCAGAUGCGGAUGGCGCAACGCGGUUUACCGAUCUAGAGAAGUUGGAGAGAGAGAUCGUGGGCAUGGCUAAGGGAGUGGCUACAGACAGCCAAUCACCGAUUGCCGCGUGUCCUGGCAUUGGGGAUGCCUCAUUGGUGGCCUUUGGUUCGCGUGCCCAUCUUCAGAAGAAAGCGCUUGUUACUCGCAAGUGGUACAGAAAUGUCCUCAUGUACGGCUUCUACUUCGCAGUGCUCCUUGCAACAGGGGGGACGGGAGUGAGGGACACACAGUGUGGCUUCAAAAUGUUCACUCGCUCAGCUGCCCGAAAACUCUUUCGCAAUCAGAGGCUCAACAGAUGGACCUUUGAUGUGGAGUUACUGUACCUGUGCAAGAAGCUGCAUAUCAGAGUGGCGGAGGUUGCAGUCGCCUGGACAGAAAUCCCAGGGUCCAAGCUCCGGCCUACUAGCAUAUUCCAUAUGCUCUUUGAGCUUGCCCUGAUUCGCACUGGUUAUGGCCUGGGCGUUUGGAAGAUUAAGCAGGACUUAUUCAACUAGUGUAGGUUUGAAAACAGCUGUUUUCGGGUCGGGUGAGUAAGCUGAAAAAUAAAAGAUAACAUUGUGUAUGAUUACAAAUAUCUACAUGAACU